ACUUGUUGUUUUGAUCAGGUGGAAACAAGAUUGCAGAAGACACAAACCAGACACAGAGAGUGGUGCGUAAAACGAGGCGUUGUGGGUCAAAACGACACAAUGAGCCAGUCUAUUGUGGAUAUGUCAGUCGUGUUAAAACAAGGCCAGGUAAAACGAAUGCCUAGGUUUUAGAGUACAAGGGUUCAGGAUGAUAUGAAGCAAACAAACCCUUAGAGGAUUUUUCUCUCCAGACUCCUGAAGCUGACAAAUACAAAGACAGAUGGCGUUUCUGUUAAGGAUCUGAAACAAAAAAGCAAACCGUUGUGGCCAAGGUGAGUUUUGAAGGGUUUCUUUCACAUCUAGUCUAGAAUUAGCAUUUGCUGUGGGAGUUUACUCAUGAGUUUACCCAGCCAGACCGCUCAUUCAGUUGCUACAUAUAAUUACUUCCUGGAAAUUUCAAGGAAUUUUAGGACUUGUUUUUACUGAGUAUUUUACUGAGUAUUUCUUCUUAUCUUACUUCUUAAAACACAGUAAUGGCUUGUAUUUAAUGUAUUGAAAUAACUUAAAUUAAAUUCCAUGAGGUGCAGUCUGUAUCUUUUUAUUUAAAGUGAUAAUCUCUUUGUUAGAACUCAAAAGCUGAAUACUCUCCACAACUGCAUUACAAUUAAAUACUUGCAUGUAAGUGAGUUGAAAACGUCUUCGUUUUUCUUAAUAAUGAAAAGAAAUAUUUGGGCUGCUUUGAUGGAUUUUCAUCCAGCUUCCAAACUGAACAAGGUUAGACACUCUCUGAAGCAACUGAAAUGAUAUCGAUCAAGGCCCUAGAAAAUCACGAAAUAGUCAUUAAGGCUACAAUAUUAAAACACAAUGAAACUUGUGUGGAGUAACAGGGGAGCUCAACUGGGCCUUUGGGUGCGAGUUAAUAAAGACUUAAGUUAUAAAAAAAACGCAUUCUCAAGCAUUUACUCCUUGAUUUAUUGGAAGCAUAUCAAAUGAUGGAGGCAUGGCUUACACAGAACACCACUAAACAAGGCAGAACUUCAUGACCGGGCACCUCAGUGCAAAAUGAACUCUGGAUUAACUCAUGACCUGACAUAAACCCUUCAGACACAGUAGACCCUAAAACAAGUCCCAGCCUCCAUUUUCACCAUGGCUGCAUCAGAGCAUUGUUAUAUUGUAACAAAUCCGAGACCCAAAGAUCCUCUAAAAGUGACACCCAGGUUGUGGCCGGAUAGUCAUAAAAAUGACUCGAUGGAGAGAAUCCAACUGCAAGUGCCACAGCGAAUGUUACUGAUGUGGGCCUUUAAAUUGCGGGACAGCAUUAUCUCCUUCCCUUUCGUAAAGAAUGGUCCAGUGUAGCCUACCCACUUAGAUUAUUCUAGGUCAUGCAUCUGCUGUGAAACCGCUUGAGCUCCCCAUAAAUAUCCUCCUUCUCUAAAAGCUAGGGUGACCAGAUCUUUGUCCCACAUCGCACAUACUGAGAUAAUGUCCCACAUUUUCACUCGUCAUGUGGUUUUUAUUUGUCAGAAAUAAGAACACAUGGGUGCACAUGAGCUGCUUAUGCCAUUGCGGCAUAAUGUUUCUACCCUAUUUAAUAACACAAUACAUAUAUCAUGUAUAUAUCAUAUAUAUAUAUGUCAAGAGCAGAAACCUGGAUAAACACAGCAAAGCUUUUUUGGCUUCCAUCCAAUGGCUGAGAAGAGAGCAGUAAAGGCAGGCAUCAAGAGGCUGUGAUGGUUGUCAAUCAAAUCUAUGCAGAUGUGGGGCCCGUGAACUCCUCUGCUAUGUGACAUAAACCAAACUUGCACAAACUUUGCAGAAAAGGUAAACGCUACCGGGCGACAUCAUGGCCGAAAAGAAAAAGAAAGUGUUCUUUGAGUAAUGUGUGCCUUAAACAUCACUGUGCCUCAUCUUUCCUAUAGACUAGUAAAAGCUGUAGCCUGUAUCUGUUAUGGCCCAACAGGUGUGCUGAGAAAUCGACAACAGGACAAAGCACCCAAGGUGUCUGAGCAGAAAGGACAGACAUUAUAUCAGUUAGGCUACCUCUCUGUGUUGGCCCCAUGCCCCGCACUGUCCCACAUUUGGACUGUUCACACCUCGUCACCAUACUAAGAGCCGGCUGGGUAAACAGAGGUGCUGUCUGACUGAAAUGUUUUUAUGUGCAGAGUAAAAAUAAUGACCCGUAAGAUUGUGGGAAUGUGGGAAUAGCAGCUGUGUGGAGCAUGGGAGACAUUCUUGUGGGUGCUUGAAACUGGGCCACAUACUGUAGGCCUGUGCCAAGUCGGCAGCGGCCGAUCUAUAACUGCUUCAAGCAUGUCACACCAGAUUAACAGGACAUUCUGUUGCAUCCAUUUGAACUGCAGGUGAAAGCCGUAACUAUGGUGAUCAGUGUCAUCUAAACCAAAUUGUGCUGCUUAAUAUGAGAAUGGUAAGAUUGGAUUACAGUGUGUGAAUAUUUCUCUGGGCAUCUUUGACCCUGUGCCUGUGUCCUGGUUUCUAUGGCAGCGCACAAGGCGAUGGGAUGUGGUAUCACCAAAUCAAACCAGCUACAAUUGAAAAAAUGCGACAGAGGUCAUCUUUCAGUUCCAGCUUCAACAGGUAAGUGCUGUCUCUGCGUGAGGGUAGUCUGAAUUCAGAUUUAGUAUUAGUGUAUAGCUGUGAGAUAUCAGUAGACCUCCAUUCAUAGAACUCAAAAGGUUGUAGUUGUAUUUGCAGAAUAUAGAGACCCAUGAAUCCAAAAGGUAAGUAUCGUCCAAUCUGUACAGUCUGUUCCAAAAUCAGUUAUCCCCCAAAAAACAAACACACACACACACACACACACACACACACACACACACACACACACACACACUCUGAAACCCUGUCUCUCCCUCUCGUUACCACAGCCAUGAGGGCAGCCCUGCUGAUCCAGCGCUGGUACCGUCAGUAUGUGGCCCGGCUGGAGAUGAGGCGCCGCUGCACCUGGAACAUUUUCCAGUCCAUCGAAUAUGCGGGGGAGCAGGACCAGAUAAAGCUGUAUAAUUUCUUUGCCUACCUCAUGGACCACUUCACCCCUGCCAGCAGUGAGAGAAACCUAAUCUCCCAUAUCUUCAGGGAAAACGACUUGCUGCGAGAUAUUGAGUGGGAGCGCUACUUUAACUAUAAGAGCAUUGAGAUUCCAGAAGAUUACUGUGGACCUUACCUCACAUUCCCUCUGACUGCUUCCAAUGUCACGGAGCUGGUGGAAGCAUUUAGAAACAAACAACAGCUUCACUCACGCUAUGUCCUCCAGCUCCUCGGGGAAACAUGGAAACUGUUGCGCCUCCUGCCAAACAUAAACCACGUGUCCACCUGCCACACUAAGGAAAUAACCAUCUGCGGAGAUCUGCAUGGCCAUCUGGAGGAUCUGCUCUUGGUAUUUUAUAAGAAUGGCUUGCCAUCCAUGGAGACUCCUUAUGUCUUCAAUGGAGACUAUGUGGAUCGAGGGAAGAAUUCAAUUGAGAUUCUCUUGAUUCUAUUUGCUUUCCUACUCCUGUAUCCAAAUGAUGUCCAUUUGAAUAGAGGCAACCAUGAGGAUCAUAUUGUUAAUCUCAGGUAUGGCUUCACCAAAGAAGUUCUGGGGAAAUACAGGCUCCAUGGCAAGAAGAUCCUCAAGCUGCUGCAGAAGAUCUUCAGCUGGCUGCCCCUUGCCACGGUGAUCGAUCAGAAAGUUCUCAUUGUACACGGAGGGAUCUCAGACACAUUUGACCUCAAAAUCAUUGCCAAAAUGGAUAGGCACAGAUAUGUGUCAUCGCUGAAGCCCCCUAAAAGCCGGCGACUUCUGCUCAAAAGCAAGUUGAGCGACCAAGAGUCUGACACAGAGGAAGCAGGGGCUGAGGACAGUGGCUCCAGCAGCACCAGGGGCGGCGGGGGGAUCAGGAGGACGUGCUCCAUGACCCACAGCAGCCCCUCGUCGGGGGUCGACCGCUCCUUGCUCCAGCGGCGCUCCCUCCAGUCCCACAGCAGCGUAGACGACGAGCUGCAGGAGAGGAGGCGCCAAGCCGGCCUCGGCGUCAGCCCGUCCCACAGCGACGACCAGCAGUCGUACUGCUCAGACAAGGACGCCGAGCUCACAGAAGCCGUGGAGGCCGACGCGGAGGAGUGGAAACAGAUUGUAGACCUGCUAUGGAGUGACCCCAUGUCCAUGGAGGGCUGCGUUCCCAAUGAGGUGCGGGGCGGCGGCUGCUACUGGGGCCCGGACGUGACGGAGGAGGUGCUGAACAGACACAGCCUGCAGCUGCUCAUCCGCUCCCAUGAGUGCAAACAGGAGGGCUACGAGUUCUGCCACAACCGCAAAGUCCUGACCAUAUUCUCUGCCUCCAACUACUACGAGGAGGGGAGCAAUAGAGGAGCCUACAUCAGACUGGGUCCAGACCUGGUUCCCCAUCUCAUCCAAUACCAGGCUACUCGUACUACAAGGGACCUAACGCUAAGGCAAAGUGUGGGGAGAACCGAGCGUUCUGCUCUGCGUGCAUUAAGGGAACAACUCUUUGCUCACAAGUCUGACCUUAUCAGUGCCUUCCAGAAAUAUGACCCAGACAACACAGGUUGGAUCUCGCUGAAGGACUGGGCUGUUGCCAUGGAGACAGUGUUUCAUCUGGCCUUGCCUUGGCGCGUGCUGCGCUCUCAACUGGUGAGCACCACUAAGGACGGCAUGCUGGACUACCAGAGCUGGUUCAAGGAGCUCGCCAUCAUGGAGCCCAACAAAGAGCUGGCACACACAAACGUGCUGGAGACUCUGUACAAACAUCACUCCAACCUAGAGACGAUCUUUCGGGUCAUAGACACAGACAACUCAGGAUUUAUCUCCUUUGAGGAGUUCCGUCAGACGUGGAAGCUGCUGAGCUCUCACCUGAAGAUGGAAAUCAGUGACGAGGCCAUCGUCGACCUCGCCCACAGUAUCGACUUCAACCAUGACGGAAGCAUCGACAUCAACGAGUUCAUGGAGGCCUUCCGGCUAGUGGACAGCACUCAUCACGACAUGGCAACAGCCUGAUUGGAGCCCCGUCCUGAGCUCAUCUAGUCUGUGCACAACCAGAGCAAGCCGUCCAGGAAGGAGCCCAAUCAGAAGUCCUUGUUGGCUGAAAAACUAAUAAGGCAGGCACCACUAGGGCAGCAAUCAUAGCUGUUGUCAGCGAGUGCUCAUAAGGAACAUGAAACUCAACAAUCUGUGACGUACAAUCUUUUCAAGCUAGGCCAGGGGAAUAAUGAACCAUAUUCAGCUUGACCUUUUUGCAGUAUUUUUUUCUACAACACAUCUGAGCUUGUUUAAGAAAUUAGGCGCGCCGGGGAAAAAAAAAUAAAAAAAUCACCAUCUACACUCAUCACCCAAUGUUUAGUGACAACACACUGCCUCUCACGAAAAUAAGACAUCAGCAAAAUAAUAAUAUAAAGAGAAAUAGUUAUAAAUAUUAUAACAUGCACAUCUUUAUUUAAACAAUGAGCUCAUUUUCCUGCCAAUUAUAGCAUAUAAAAUACACGAUCAAAUGCAAUAAAACAUGUAUUUACAGAACAAUCAUGGCAAAACUA
Messenger RNA from Clupea harengus (Atlantic herring), 5523 nucleotides. It is a transcript of the gene ppef2b, whose product is annotated as serine/threonine-protein phosphatase with EF-hands 2. Gene Ontology annotation, biological process: negative regulation of MAPK cascade; detection of stimulus involved in sensory perception. The transcript is spliced from 17 exons. NCBI's taxonomy places the organism in Eukaryota, Metazoa, Chordata, Actinopteri, Clupeiformes, Clupeidae. The record is from RefSeq and is a predicted model, not a curated record. Gene Ontology annotation, molecular function: iron ion binding; Hsp90 protein binding; calcium ion binding. The coding region runs from base 2705 to 4990 and encodes 761 amino acids.